This is a messenger RNA of Brassica oleracea var. oleracea, 2943 nucleotides long. RefSeq lists its product as uncharacterized. The coding region runs from base 306 to 2510 and encodes 734 amino acids. Gene Ontology annotation, cellular component: RSF complex. The record is from RefSeq and is a predicted model, not a curated record. The transcript has 12 exons. Lineage: Eukaryota; Viridiplantae; Streptophyta; Magnoliopsida; Brassicales; Brassicaceae. Gene Ontology annotation, biological process: regulation of DNA-templated transcription.
UGUUUCACUCGCUGAGUCGUUUUCUCUGAUCACUGAGAGAGAGAGUGAGACCUUAUUUGACAAAUAUCUCCUUCUUCUUUUUUUUUACAUCUUUUUAUUCUCCUUCUUCUUCUCUCCAGACAAGAACCACAAAACGACAACGUUUAACACCCAAACACCAGCAAGACGCUCUUCGUCCUCCUCUCUGUUUAACCGAUUUAGAUUUUUCCCUCACAACUCCCUAAAAAAAAAAAUAAAAAAAAAAUCUCAAAUCAACACCACUUUUCAAAUAAAAAAAAACCCUAAUUUCAAUCUCUACAUCUCUGAUGGGCUCCUCCUCCGAUAUCGUCCCUGACCGAUCUUCCCCCGCCGACGAGGCUUCUCCGGUCACCGGUACCAAAAUCCCGGCGGAGCUCAGGAGAACGAGGCCUUCGCGAGCCUGCACUGUUAGGGCGCAGGAGCGGCUUCAGGAGCAGCAAGCGGCGGAGAGAAAGGUCAGGCCUUUGAAGAAGGAGUGUAAACGGAGGGAAGAAGAGGAGGAAGAUGAGAAAAGUCUGCGGCAAUGCGUUGUUUCAGGCAAAAGCAAAAUCGUUACUUCUCUUGUCCCGCCACCGGAGCCUUCGCAGAUGCCGCGGUGGAAUCUUAGGUCUAUGUGGGAACUUGCUUCCGUACUCAACUUCUUGCAUGUUUUUAGACCGCUUUUGAAGAUCAACACGGAGUUUUCAGCGGAAGAGUUUGAGACGGCUUUGCUGAAUCCUAACGAUACUUUGAGUGACAUUCAUAUUCCUCUCCUAAAGGCCAUUCCUCCUGUAACUAGAACGGCCCUCACGCGUGAUACUUGGGUCACUGUCUUGUGCAGAAAAAUUAGAGAUUGCUGGCAUUGGGUCGCAGAAGGGGACCUUCCUAUUAUUGCCUCGCAAGGGCGGGAGAUUGAAGUGUACAAAUCUCUUGAUCCAGCCAUUCGUGUGGUGAUUUUGAAAGCUUUAUGUGAUAUUCGUGUUGAGCAAGAGGAUAUCAGGAGCUACAUUGACAACUCCCUUAAAACUGGUGUUCAUCUAUCAGCUUUUCGCAAAGAUCGCGUAGGGGGUGAUUCACAUGGAGUUAAUUUUUGGUAUGAGGAUGAUCCCUUAGUUGGUCACCGUUUAUAUCGGGAAAUAAGGAAAGCAGAGGUGGUUAAGGUCAGAACGAAGGGUUCCAAGAUUCUUCCUAACGUAACAUAUCAAUGGGAAACUGUUGCCACCAAUUUCGAUGAAUUCCAAGAUGUUUCUGAGAAACUUAAUUCAAGUAGUAGUAGAAUUGAGAUUUCUCUAGGGAAGAAGUUAACUAGAGAUAUGCUUCCUGAGAUAGAAAAAGAACACAAGAGGAAAGAAAAAUUGUUGAAAAAGCAACAUAGACAGGCUCUUCUCCUUGAUAACUAUUUGGUUGUCGACGGUCUUGGUGCUGGCCGUUCUCUUCGUGACAGGAAGCCAGUUAGAUACACUUUUGAUGAUUAUGAUAGGUCGAUAAACGAAGCAAUCAAGAUAACAAAGAAGAAAGAUCCAUCACCAGAAGAACCUUUCCUCCACAGAAGAGAAUCAGCCAGGUUGGACGCUCUUGCGAAUGGCAGUUCGACAUGUUUAACCCACCCAGCUGAGCCUGUGAACGAUACAGCAUCUGCGGGAUCUUCUGAUUUUGCUGAUUCUGAUGGGUUCGAUGAGCAGAGAGAUGAAUCCAUGGACAGAAGGCAAGAUACAGUUAACAGGCGCAGACAACGGCCCCAGCGGUAUUCAGCGACGGACUUUGUUGAAACUGUUUCAGACAAUGAUGCAGGAUUCGAAAGCGAUGAUGACAUUGUUGGGGAAGCAGUUUAUGAUGAAGAGUAUCUUAGGAAGCGUAAACGGAAGAAGCAAUCUAGUGGUUCUGAGGGAGAGGAAGAGAACGGAGAUGAAGAGUACAAAUGGGAUGAAGACAAUGCUGAGUACGAGGAAGAAGAAGAAGAUGAAGAAGAAGAAGAUGAAGAUUCUCUAAGUGGUAGCGAAGAAGAUAGCGAUGAACCCCGAAGAGGUAAGAAAAUGCCACGGAGAGAAGCUAAGUCAAGAUCAAGAUCAAGGUCAAAUGAUUACCGGACAGGUCUGAGACGUAGUAAAAGAGCCACAAGAAUCGAUUACCAACAAUAUGAGUUCUCGGAAUCAGACAAGGAAGCAACAGGAGCGGCUAAACGGAAACGAUUGGUUGAGCCAGAUGAACAUUCCGAUGAAUCAGGGAAUGGGAACUUCACAAUGGGAAGUGAGGACUCGGAAGAAAAGGCAAAUGACCAUGAAUCAGAAUCUCCUGAUGAAGAAGAGACUAGAGAAGUCAAUGACAAUGCAGAGAAAACAAAUGGCACAGAGAAUAAUAAUCAAGUGAACAAGUCAAACGGCACAGACCAAGAAGUUGAGGGUGCAGUAGGCAAAAGGCAUUACCUUGAUUUAAACGAGCUUGCUCCUGUAUCUGGUUUUGAUGAUGGUCCAAGUACAGUUUUGAAGGAUGAUGAUAAGACAGACAACUUAUAAUCAAAGACAUAGAGACCGUCUUAAAGCUCCCUCUGUAAACAAGAUAUUUACGAGUUAUUUCUGGCAGAAACCUCUUCAGUUGAACGGUAAUCUGCAUUCAAGCAUAUAUGCCUUCUAGUUUUUAAGUUAUCAGGCAAACACGGCUGAUAAGUGAAGUGGAGAGGUCUCUCCUGUGUAGAUUAGUUUAGUCAUUUUGUUCUUACCCUGAAAAGGAAACAAUGAAGAGGGUGAACCAGAGAUUCCUACAAGCUGUUGGUUAUGGAACUAUUAUUAGUGUACAAUUAACUUUUGUAUUUAACCAUAUGAACACGUUCAGGGUCUCUUAGAUUUUGGUAAAACGAUGCAGCUUUGAGACUUUUCUGAAUGGCGGUAUUAUGGUCCAUGGAGUAAUCCUCUAAAAGAUGUGAAUCUCUUUUUAACGUUGUCCCAUGUA